AUGAUCCGCCGCAAGGACUACAACUCCCACAGUAAACUGCGCAAGGCGCAGGCGCAGCGGCGGCCUCCCAGCAGGGGGAAGCCCUUCAGGUGCUUGGAAUGUGGGAAGACCUUCAGCAGGAGCAACACCCUCCUCACCCACCAGCACAUCCACACUGGGGAACGUCCCUACCCGUGUGGUCAGUGUGGGAAGAGCUUCAGGCAAAGUUCCAACCUUAUCCAACACCAGCGCAUCCACAGUGGGGAAUGGCCCUACACAUGUAGGGAAUGUGGGAAGGGCUUCAGUGACAGCUCCAACCUCCGUACCCACCAGCGCAUCCACACUGGGGAACGUCCCUACAAGUGUGGGGAAUGUGGGAAGAGCUUCAACUGCAACUCCAACCUCCUCAGCCACCAGCGCAUCCACACUGGAGAACGUCCCUACAGGUGUGGGGAAUGUGGGAAGAGUUUCAGACACAGCUCCACCCUCCACUCCCACCAGCACAUCCACACUGGGGAACAGCCCUACACGUGUUGGGAAUGUGGGAAGAGCUUCAACUGCAGCUCCAACCUCCUCAGCCACCAGCGCAUCCACACUGGGGAGCGGCCCUACACAUGUGGGGAAUGUGGAAAGAGUUUCAGUGACAGCUCCAAUCUUCACGCCCACCAACGCAUCCACACCAAGGAACGGCCCUACACAUGUGGGAAAUGUGGGAAGAGGUUUCAGACCAGCUCACAUCUCCUCAGACAUGAGCGGACGCACACGGAUGAGAGGCCCUUCCGCUGCACCGACUGCGGGAAGGGCUUCAAGCAGAACUCCACCCUCCUCACCCACCGGCACAUCCACACCGGGGAGAGGCCCUACAAGUGUGGGGAGUGUUGGAAGAGCUUCACCGACAGCUCUACCUUGACCAAACACCAACAGACCCACCAGUAAGGGAAGCCCUGUGAGUGCCCCGACUGCGGGAAGAGCUUCGGCCGUAGGACUGACACGCAACAAAGGUUUCAAAAGGU
Messenger RNA from Pseudopipra pipra, 992 nucleotides. Its product is annotated as zinc finger protein 239-like. Lineage: Eukaryota; Metazoa; Chordata; Aves; Passeriformes; Pipridae. Bases 1 to 915 code for a protein of 304 amino acids. The transcript has 2 exons. The record is from RefSeq and is a predicted model, not a curated record.